AUGAUGCAGAUGGUCAAUGUGCUUGGCACCAAGACUGAAAUAGGUUCUCCUAUGAUAUGCUUGUAUCUUCUCGGAUUCCCCGACCAUUACACGAAUAAAAAAUUCAUCACAUUCUACUGGAAGUCUUAUGUGGCAGAGGCAGUGAGCAGCUGGAAAGAUCCGGGCAGUUCCAUUGAUAAGGUACAAAUUACACUGAAGAAGCGGAAAGGAUCUAUAAUAGGAGUCUCCCCUGUAGAGGAUUAUAUACACAGACCUGUACAACUUGAACAUAUCUCACUGUAUGAUUGGAUGUGCACGUGCGAAUGA
Molecule: messenger RNA, 306 nt
Organism: Desarmillaria tabescens
Lineage: Eukaryota; Fungi; Basidiomycota; Agaricomycetes; Agaricales; Physalacriaceae
Exons: 1
Coding region: 1-306 (101 amino acids)
Source: RefSeq, a predicted model, not a curated record